CACACUGACUCUCAGGUCUCUCUCCCUGCACGGAAAUUCUUCUCUAAUCGCCUCGCCAGUCUCAGAAACAAACAAACAACCAAACAAACAAACAAACAAACAGAGAAAAUGAGCGAAUUCCUGGACCUUGAAUCCCAAGACGGCGUUCGAAUGCCAUGGAAUGUGAUUCCAGGCACAAAGCAAGAGUCCACAAACAGCGUAGUCCCAGUCUCUGCCAUCUACACUCCGAUCAAGCCCUUCCCGGCCAUGCCCGUCCUCCCCUACGCCCCGCUCCGCUGUCGCACCUGCCGCUCCGUCCUCAACCCAUUCUCCACCGUCGAUUACGCCGCCAAGAUCUGGAUCUGCCCCUUCUGCUUCACCCGCAACCACUUCCCUCCCCACUACGCCUCCAUAUCCGACGAAAACCUCCCCGCGGAGCUCUUCCCCCAGUACACCACCAUCGAAUACGACUCGUCGCUCGAGAAACCCACCACGCCUCCGGUCUUCAUUUUCGUCGUCGACACGUGUAUGAUCGAGGAGGAGCUGUCGUUUCUCAAGUCCGCUCUUUCCCAAGCUCUGGGUCUUCUUCCGGAUCACUCUCUUGUGGGUCUCAUCACUUUUGGGACCUUCGUACAUGUCCACGAAUUGGGUUUCUCCAGUGUUCCCAAGACUUACAUCUUCAAAGGAUCGAAGGAAGUCAACAAGGACCAGCUGCUUGAACAGAUGAGUUUUUUUCUCAAGAAGCCCAAGCCGACUACUGGGGUAAUUGCUGGACCUCGGGACGGGCUGAGCACCGAGAGCAUUGCCCGGUUUUUAUUGCCGGCGUCGGAUUGUGAGUUUGCGCUUAAUUCGGUGUUGGAGGAGUUGCAGAAGGACCCUUGGCCUGUACCGGCUGAUCAGCGGGCUGCCCGGUGCACCAGCACUGCGCUUGGCGUGGCUGCCAGCUUGUUGGGAGCUUGCGUGCCGGGUUCUGGGGCCCGGAUUAUGGCGUUUAUUGGUGGGCCCUCCACGGAAGGCCAGGGUGCUAUUGUGUCGAAAAACCUAUCUGAACCGAUUCGUUCUCACAAGGACCUGGAUAAAGAUUCUGCCCCACAUUUUCAUAAAGCCGUGAAGUUCUACGAGGGACUUUCAAAGCAGCUUGUACAUCAAGGACACGUUCUUGAUCUUUUUGCUUGUGCCCUUGACCAGGUGGGGAUUGCAGAAAUUAAAAUUGCAGUUGAAAGAACUGGAGGACUAGUUGUGCUUGCCGAAAGUUUUGGCCAUUCGGUGUUUAAGGACUCACUUAAACGGGUUUUCCAGUUGGGUGAUUAUGAGCUUGGUUUGUCAUCAAACGGUAUAUUUGAGAUAAACUGCUCAAAAGAUGUCAAAGUUCAGGGCAUUAUUGGUCCUUGUGCAUCUCUUGAAAAGAAAGGUCCUUUGUCCUCCGACACAGUUGUAGGUCAGGGGAGUACAAGUGCAUGGAAGAUGUGUGGCCUUGACAAAGCAACAUCUUUAUGUCUAAUAUUUGAAAUUGUUAAGAAGGAAAUCCCAGAUGCCACUGUUCAGCCCACUAGCAAUCAGUUUUACUUCCAAUUUCUAACUUAUUAUCAGCAUAGUAGUGGUCAAAUGAGACUUCGUGUUACGACCCUUUCGAGGAGAUGGGUUGCUGGACCUGGAAGCCUACAGGACUUGAUUGCUGGAUUUGACCAAGAAGCAGCUGCUGUUGUCAUGGCACGCCUAGUUUCUUUCAAAAUGGAAACUGAGGCAGAGUUUGACCCUAUAAGAUGGCUGGAUAAAUCAUUGAUACGUAUGUGUGCUCGGUUUGGAGAUUACCAAAAGGACAGUCCAUCUUCUUUCAGCUUGUCUCCACGGUUUUCAAUCUUCCCUCAAUUUAUGUUUCAUUUACGACGUUCUCAGUUUGUCCAGGUUUUUAACAACAGCCCAGAUGAAACCGCAUACUUCAGAAUGAUCCUAAACCGAGAAAAUGUUGCCAAUUCAGUUGUGAUGAUUCAGCCUUCAUUGAUUUCAUAUUCAUUUCAUUCAGGCCCGGAACCAGCACUUCUUGAUGUUGCUGCCAUUGCGGCAGACAGGAUUCUGCUCUUAGACGCCUACUUUACUGUUGUAAUUUUUCAUGGUUCAACUAUUGCUCAAUGGCGAAAAGCAGGGUAUCAGGAUCUGCCUGAACAUCAGGCAUUUGCUCAAUUGCUACAAGCUCCUCGUGAUGAUGGAGAUCAAAUUAUCAAGGAAAGAUUUCCAGUACCUCGCCUGGUGAUUUGUGAUCAGCAUGGUUCUCAGGCCCGUUUUCUUUUGGCAAAGUUGAAUCCUUCUGCGACUUAUAACAAUGAAGCUCCACUUCCAGGAGGGGAUGUUAUCUUUACAGAUGAUGUUGGUUUUGAAGUCUUCUUGGAUCAUCUCCAGAGAUUAGCAGUUCAAUAAUGUACAAGAGGGUAUCCUGCAGUUUUGUAUAAUUUGUUUUUCAAUUUCUUGUACAGUAAUGCAUACGAUUCAAUUCAAAUUUUGAUAUGGUUUGGGCUCUAUAUAUAGUAUACAAAAGCUUAUCAUGCUUCUAUAUU
Messenger RNA from Prunus mume (Japanese apricot), 2531 nucleotides. Its product is annotated as Sec23/Sec24 protein transport family protein. Gene Ontology annotation, molecular function: GTPase activator activity; zinc ion binding. Gene Ontology annotation, biological process: intracellular protein transport; COPII-coated vesicle budding; endoplasmic reticulum to Golgi vesicle-mediated transport. Gene Ontology annotation, cellular component: endoplasmic reticulum exit site; COPII vesicle coat. NCBI's taxonomy places the organism in Eukaryota, Viridiplantae, Streptophyta, Magnoliopsida, Rosales, Rosaceae. The record is from RefSeq and is a predicted model, not a curated record.